AUGGCAAUGGAUUCCCAGGCGUUUAUGAACCACAGCGGCCAGAUAGCACCCCCAGAGGGCACUUAUCAAGAGGUGUACCACGAGAACGGCCGGUGGUAUGGCACAUUCAAAAAGGGCAAGUAUAUGUUCCCCAUCGACGAGAAUGAGUUGGAGAGACUGGACGUUUUCCACAAAGUCUUCUCCGUCGCGCGCAGAGAUGCUCUGCACAGCGCACCCCUCCACGACCCAGAGAGCCCGCGAGUCUUGGACCUUGGCUGCGGAACUGGCAUCUGGAACAUUGCCAUGGCUGGUGAAUACCCCCGUGGAACACAUGUCGGCGUCGACCUGAACUAUAUUCAGCCCGAAUUCAUCCCUGCGAAUUUGCGCUUCUAUCAGAAGGACAUCGAGGAUAAGUGGCAGGAUCUCGAGCCAGGCUCGUGGGAUCUCAUUCACAUGCGCACCCUCAAUGGCAGCAUCAGUAACUGGCCCAGAGUGUACGCCGAAGUAUUUAGACACCUCAAGCCACACUACGGCUACUUCGAGCAGGUCGAGAUAGACUGGAGCCCUCGUAGCGAUGACGGCUCGCUGCGCCAGAACGCCCACAUUGUGCGGUGGGCGAACGAGGUUCAGGAUGCCAUGGACAGCUUCGGCCGCCCGAUGCGCUUGGACAGCAACCUCACCAAACAGCGGCUGGCAGAGGCCGGCUUCGUCGACAUCAAGGAGGAGGUCAUCCAGAUGCCGCUCAAUGGGUGGCCGAGUGAUCCGCACGCCAAAAACGUCGGCAGAUGGUUCAACCUCGGCAUGAAUCAAACCUACCAACCGCUAAGCCUAGCGCCGUUGUGCCGAGGUCAUGGACGGACUGUAGAUGAGGUCCAAGACCUCGCCCGCAAGGUCAAGCGCGAGGUUUACAGCAACAGCGUGCAUGCAUACUGUACACUGGCAGAUGACCAUGCGGCCCACAACUUGACCUCUUCCUCCCAUACGCCAAGGGCGCGAGUUCGUCAGGCCUGA
This is a messenger RNA of Parathielavia appendiculata, 990 nucleotides long. Its product is annotated as S-adenosyl-L-methionine-dependent methyltransferase. The record is from RefSeq and is a predicted model, not a curated record. NCBI's taxonomy places the organism in Eukaryota, Fungi, Ascomycota, Sordariomycetes, Sordariales, Chaetomiaceae. The coding region runs from base 1 to 990 and encodes 329 amino acids. The transcript has 7 exons.